Messenger RNA from Lymnaea stagnalis (great pond snail), 9849 nucleotides. The record is from the annotation of a GenBank genome assembly. Lineage: Eukaryota; Metazoa; Mollusca; Gastropoda; Lymnaeidae.
AGAUUUAGACCUCUGAGUAACCAAGAAGAACUGAAAAAAAUUGUUGAAGAUUUUAAACAGUCGAGAAAAUAUGAAGUAACUCUCCAAGCCUUAUUUAAAGUUGACUCUGCUCGAACAGCUCCAUACUGCAGAACUAAACAUCAAAUGAAAUUGCUAAAAGAACAUGUGCGUUAUUCAAGUAGAUUUCUUGUAGAAUACUUAAUCCUAUCAUCAACUGAAUGUACAAAGUAGGAAUAAGUUUAUGUCAAGUUCUUGAACAUUUUUGUGAGCCUUAAGAUUAAAUUUGAAAUUUUAAUCUUUUCAUUUAAAUUAAAAAUAUUCCUGACAUUUGAAUAAGCCAAUUUCAUUAAUUAUUUUACAUCACACAAUCAAAUUGUUAGUCUAAUGAGUUUUUCUGCCAUCGGACUGAAAAAAUUUAUUGUGGCAGCUUUAAAAGUCAGUUGAAAAAAAAAUUGAUGAAAAGGAUUUGAAAUAUAAGACAUAAAUGUAGUUUUAUUUGCCAUUUUUUUAAAUCAUGAACAGAGACUGCUUGCAUAAAUGUCCAUUUUCCCUAAGAAAUUUCAUGCUUAUAUGUCCUAUGCAAUUUUUAUAUAUCAAAUAUAUAAUGCAAAGACACUUCUGUAAUUAUUCAUUUCCACCAGAUAAGAAUUUUAUUAAAUUAAAUUACAAGAGCACAAAAAUAAGGAUCAACCACAAAGGAAACAAUUUUAAAAAUUAUUUAAAUCUUAAACUAAGAUAAGCUACAUUAUUCUGUCCAUUCACACACGUUUUGAAAGCCUUUAUGUCAGCAUACAGUUGGUAAUGUGUUAGUAAUUUAACUUUUAAUUAUUAUUUAAAUGUUUAUUAAUAAAAUAAGCAAACUAUUGCUAAUCUAAUUAAUGCAUGCUAAAUUUCAGACCAUCCGAUACCUUCAAGUGUUUGAUUUCAUAUCUGGGUUUGAGGUCCUCCCCUGUCACCGCUACUCUAUGGAGGGGCAAAUAGGUGGGAAGAUAUGUGCUACAAAACAUUGGUAAGACUGAAAAUUGCUCCUGCUCCCAUUUUAUCCUUCCGUCCAAGCAAAUGUUACACAAAUUAAUUAACCCUCUUUGGAAUUUAAAAAGUGAGGGAAACACUGUAUUUAAAAACGAGUUGUUGGGCAUAAUAUUGAACUACAUUAUAGUUCAAAUUACUCAUUAAUAUAUGAGGGACUGUGUACAAGCUGUGUGAUGUAAAAAAAAAAAAAAUGAUAUGGUUAGUCUUGAAAAUAAAAGUCAGGACAAUUAUAAAAACAACACUUUCGGAGGAGGACUUUUGAGACAAGGCACUUGAUAUGAUUAACUAUUUUCAAUGAAGGUUCUACCUAGUACUUUAAUCAGCCCUUCAAAUGGUUAAAAAUAUUACUCAUGCUGAUGCUUUCAGGUCUCGUCCAAGGGACAAUGGCGACAGGAAAGAACUUAUUCUCACAUAUCAUCCUCAUAAUCUCAUAACCAAACAUGUUUUCUUUAAAAACGGCGCCAUUCUCUUCGUCAACCCUGACACCUAUGACAUAUCUCUUCCACGCCUCUCAUUGUUUUGAGACAUGAUAAAAAUCUACGAGACGUUCUUGUGCAUAGUCGCUUCCACGCUUUCCCCUCCCACUGUAGGCAAAGCCAUGUGGAUGCAGCCAUUGCAACACUUGCCCUUUUGUCAUCCAAAAUUUCCUGUUUAAUUUUUGUGUCUUUUCUCAUGAAGCCUAAACAUAUCUUGUUCCAAUAUUUAUUUACUUCAAAUUAUUUCUUGUUCAUCCAUACUUAGUUAAAUGAUUAAGUUAGUUAUAUAGAAAAAUAUUAAAUUACCAAUUUCUGAAAUUUUGUCAUUGUUAGAAAAAAAAACCCAGUUAAAUGGGAACAUUUUCUAAAAUGUAUAAAAACUUGACUCAGAAUUAGAAAAUAGAUUUUUAUUUUGGAAUCUGCAAAAUUACAAAGCAACCAAAGGUUGUUUUUUUAACACUGUUUUUUGGUUAUAUCAUCAUUAACUUUCAAUGAAUAAAAUAUACAAAUAUUUUGAUAAUGUAACGGACUAUGUUUUCACAUGAAAACAGAGAGGUAGCAUGAGUGAACAGUGAAUUGUGUUGACCAUGUAUUUUGAGAGGACAAUGUGAACUCCACGUUUUUGUAGAGUAAAAUUAUGUUUUUGUCAGAGCGGUUGUUUUCCACGCUUUGCUGGUAAUAAAGUAUGAGUGAACUGAGAUAGUGAGAGCUGAGCGCAGAGCAGUAGAGAACAGUAGCGUGAGAGCUGUGUGAUUAGACAGUUGACAGUUUAGUAUGAGGACGUGUCUUUCUUAAUGAUGGAAUACUAUAGAUAUAUAUGUGAAAUUACAUUCAUGCAAGGAUUAUUUAUUAAUAUUAUCAAUAUAAAGUGUGUUCAAUAAAGUAUUGUAAGUUGAACCAGGAUUCAGUAUUCUUAUUUGCGUGCCCGGAUUAUAAGUGGAAGAAUGAAGAAGCCUUAGUCGGCAUCCUGAAAUAUCAACAUAACAUAAGUAACCAUACUACUGACAUAACCCACAGCAUAAGAAAUAAGCUCCCACGCCAUGUCAGAGUAGACGUGUUACAAAUGGUGUCAGAAGCGGUGUAACGACGAUGCGUUACAAAUAUUGUAAAGAAGUGUCAGAAAUGUGUUACAGAACAUUGAGUAACAACGAUAUAUUUUAAAAUUCGAGCGGAAGAAUACAGCGAACGCCAUUACGACCGUGUAUCAAUCAAGUCCGAGACGAGUUCACUACACACAGAGCUAGCCGACAAUUGAGGUCAGUCACAGUCUCCAGAGUUCAGAGUUCAAACAGUCAACUGGUACACGGCAACUAUUUAACCUACUUAGCGGAGUGAACACACCCAGUUGCAGAAACACAGAAGCACGAAAUCUAUUUUAGAAUAACUACAAAGAGGUAAAUAAUAAUAGACUGAACAAUCAGCUUAAAGGAAAUUUUCAAGUUAUCUACAACUGUAGCAAAGAUUUACUGUAAGCCUACAUAUUACAAGACCAACAGAAGUCUGACGUUAUUACAGAUGAGAUGUGUGUAUCAAGACAUCGAAAGUAAGAUUUCCCCAGCAUAAUCUUCACUUUAUACAAGCCGCACAAAGCCUAGUGCGCAAUUCAAGUAAAGUAAUUCUUUAAUUACUCACAAGUUCAACUGAGUCGGAGAGAAAGUACACUAUUUCCAAUUGGAUUAUUACACUAUUACUUCUAUUACGCAAGGUACUUGCAUUGGAUUACUGAAGCAGUUUGUGUUGUAACUUUUUCAUUGGAUUAUACAACUUUUGCAUUGGAGUAUUUACCCAAGUACACUUUCUACAUAGAAGGAUUAUCGACUACACAGAGAUCAUAGCGUCACAGAGGAUCAGAGGUGACCAACUACAGAUUUCUUUUGGACACUUUCACUUGGUAUUUAUGUAUAUUAUGUGUUAUGUAUUAUAUAUAAUUUAACACUUUAAAAAUCUACUUAUAUCAUACUUAAUUAGAUUAAGUAAAUUUUUUUACUUUUUCUGUAUAUUAUAAGUUUAAUUUUAGAGUAUACUUUAGGAAUAUCCACGGUGUUAUCUUUCCUAGGGAAGUUUUUUUAUUAAAACAGUAAAGGUUUCUUCUGGCCCUAUUUAUAACACUGUAGGAUAAUUUUAUGUUAGCUGUGAAGUCUAGUUUGUACAUUGUCAUAACUGUUGUUUUUUAGUAUAUCUUGUCAGAUUUGUUCUAUUUGUCUUGUCAUUGUCAUACAUAUUGUCAACCUACUGUCAUAUUUUCUACUAUCUUGUGGUCCAUAAACUAAACAGUACUUUUGUAUUUGUUGUCUCAUUUGUAUUCAUGUAAACGUCUACAUAUCUGUAUUUAUGUUGUGAAGUAGACAAUUUAAUUAUUUUAAAUUUUUCUUACACUUAUUUAUAACUUAUAAUUCAUGUAUCAACUUGCAUUUGUGUAUACAUUCAUUAACAUGUAAAUAUAUGUAAUAUUGUAAACUAUUUUAAUUAAUAACUAAAGAAUAAGGAGAUAACUGAUAUACUGAUACAUACCAAUAUAAUUUUAGUUACUCACAUUAUAACUAAAAAUGGCAGAGUACUUAGAAUUAUUAGAAGUAGGUGAGAAGCUUGGCUUGAAGCAGGAGAAAUUAGCUGACUUCGUAACUCGUGAGAUGGACAAAAUUAGGGACAAACAGAAAGAAGACAAAGACCGACAAGACAAAGACAAAGACCGAGAAGCUAGAAUGUUAGAGAGAAGCGACCUUAAACAAAUAGAAGAACUAAAAUUAAAAGGACAAAAGGAAAUAGAAGAACUUAAAUUAAGAGAACAGGAUAUGAAAUUAAGAGAGGAAGAAAUAAAACUAGAAAGAGCUAGAAUAGAAUCAGGACAGCAUACACCAUCAACAAGCAAUAGAGAAACCAAUAGCACAUAUAAACCCAAAUUUAGAGAAUUUAAUGAACAUAAAGAGGAAAUUAUUAGUUAUUUGUCACAAUUUGAGGGCAUCUGUCAGUCUUACAAUUAUAGAGAAGAGACUUGGGCUAAUAUUUUAUUGAGCAGAUUAUCAGGGAAAAGCCUAAGUAUUAUUAAUUCACUCAGUGAAGAACAAAAGAAUAAUUAUAACUAUAUAAAGAAAGUUUUGUUAAAGUUCUAUGGAAACACAGAAGACAUUUAUAGAAAAAAUUUCCACAACAUAAGACUAGAGAGAGAAGUAGAUCCUAACACCACCAUAUUCAAUAUUAGAGACAAUCUUGUCAAAUGGCUUGAAUUAACUGAAAUUGACCUAAAUGAUCCAAAAGCAUUACUGGAUAUGUUUAUCAUAGACAAAAUAUUAAGAAAUGCAUCAGUCUCUUUAUUUUCAUUCCUUAAAGAGAGAAAGAUUAAAAAUGAGCGUGAGUUAGUUGACUCAAUCACAACAUUUAAAGAUGCUCACCCCAAUGAAGAGCUAGACAAUAGAAACAGCACACUAGCCUCUAUUAGAAAUACACCCAGUGAUAGGGACAGUCAAAAACAAAACACAUAUCAAAACAGAAGAUACCACAGCCUACCUGCCAGAUGGCAAAACAAUAAAUUUCAGAAAAGUCAUCAAAACAAUUACCAGACACCAUAUACUAAUUAUUCAAACAACAACAAAUGUUUCUACUGUGGCAUUCCAGGUCACAAAAAAUAUGAGUGUAGGAAAUUACAUAGAGAUUUAGGACAUUCACAACAAUACUAUCAGAGAACAUCACCCAACAGUAGUCCAAUUAGAUACAACAGUGCAAAUAGGAGUAGACAACAAUAUAGAAAUCAACCAAGUGAUCACCAGAGACACAACACCAAUCAAACAAAUAGUAGACACAAUCAGAAUACACCGCAUGAAACAUCAGCUAGUAUUUAUCACACUGAUGGAACACUCAAAUUUUCACCAGCAAUUGUAAACAAUAAAGUAGUUAAAUGUCUCAGAGACACUGGUUGUACAACAAUAAUUGUAGACAGAAAAUUAGUAAAUGACAACUACUACACAAAUGAAAAAGCCAUAGUUAUCUUAACCAACAAUAAUAGAAUAGUAUGUCAAAAAGCUAGAAUCAAAGUUGAUUGUCCAUGGAUCACAGGAUCUGUAACAGCUGUUGUAAUGGACAAUCCAGUGUGUCCAUUAAUUAUUGGCAAUAUAAAAGAACUAGGCAAUAACAAUAAGGAUCUAAUAACAGAAGGGAUAAGAGGAAGACAUUUUAACAUGAAUCCAACACAUAGCAUAACAAGACAACAUAACAAAGGAAUUCUUAAUAAAACAUAUACAGAACAAAAAUCAGACAGGGCAAACCACCUUUUUAGACUCAAUUCAAGAAAUAUUCAUCAACAAUACAGACAGGCUGAAUAAUUCAAAAAUGAAAUCAAACACAGAGAAAACAAGUUUCUAGAUGAACAUUACACAACUACAAAUAACAAUUUUAUGGAAAGAGACAGACAAAGAGAUAACAGAUCACAAUUGUCAUUUUCUUCAGUGCGGAGAAAUACUUAACAUUCCAUGUUAGCUAACCUAGCAUAAUACUUUCUGCUAAAACAAUGAUUAGCUGUCAAGAGCAAAAUUUUUUCAAAUAUGGUAAUUGUCUACACAGAACUAAUUUGUAAAUUGUUUACAUUCUUGGUCAUCAACUUUUUCAUAGACAAUGACAAUAAAAUUAAGGUUAAAUUGAGCAUGAAGAGCAUUAAAAUACACAUUCAACCAUUUUUUGACAAGACACUUGUACAUAUCAAUUUUGUAAAUGAAUAUCAGAUUUUAACCAAUUGUAAAUCUUCUAAUGCAAAAUUUAAGAUUGUUACAUUCAUUUUGCAGUGUUUAUUAUUCAUUAAGAUGUUAAUGUCACUUCACAUUAUCAUACAUAAGGAUUUUAAGAGGUUGUCAUUGGUGAUUUUUUAAUUUUUUGCCAGGGUAAAUGAUUCACUAUUAUGUGUGAUAUUAACAGUCAAAUGCCCUGUAUUUCAUAAUGAUGAAAUGUUAAUGUUGUUACAUUUAUUUGAUUGAUAGAUGUGGGAUUGAAAAUUUCUAAGAGACAUUAUCAUUAUCUCAGCAUAUAAUUUUUUGCCAAAAAUUUUGUUGCACAAAAUUUUUUCAGAUGGGUGGGGCAUGUAACGGACUAUGUUUUCACAUGAAAACAGAGAGGUAGCAUGAGUGAACAGUGAAUUGUGUUGACCAUGUAUUUUGAGAGGACAAUGUGAACUCCACGUUUUUGUAGAGUAAAAUUAUGUUUUUGUCAGAGCGGUUGUUUUCCACGCUUUGCUGGUAAUAAAGUAUGAGUGAACUGAGAUAGUGAGAGCUGAGCGCAGAGCAGUAGAGAACAGUAGCGUGAGAGCUGUGUGAUUAGACAGUUGACAGUUUAGUAUGAGGACGUGUCUUUCUUAAUGAUGGAAUACUAUAGAUAUAUAUGUGAAAUUACAUUCAUGCAAGGAUUAUUUAUUAAUAUUAUCAAUAUAAAGUGUGUUCAAUAAAGUAACAGUUGACAGUUUAGUAUGAGGACGUGUCUUUCUUAAUGAUGGAAUACUAUAGAUAUAUAUGUGAAAUUACAUUCAUGCAAGGAUUAUUUAUUAAUAUUAUCAAUAUAAAGUGUGUUCAAUAAAGUAUUGUAAGUUGAACCAGGAUUCAGUAUUCUUAUUUGCGUGCCCGGAUUAUAAGUGGAAGAAUGAAGAAGCCUUAGUUGGCAUCCUGAAAUAUCAACAUAACAUAAGUAACCAUACUACUGACAUAACCCACAGCAUAAGAAAUAAGCUCCCACGCCAUGUCAGAGUAGAUGUGUUACAGAUAAUAAAGCAGAUAAUGUCAAACAUUGAAAUUGGGCAAUUUACACAGAAAGGGCAAAUGUAAAAAAAGAAAUGUAAAUUACACAAUUAAAAAAAAAUAAUUUUUAACAUUAUUCUUUGGUACCCUUUUUAGACUUGUCCUUGGUGUUAUUUGGGACUAUGAUUAGUAAAAUUGCAUGGUCUAGAUUGCAUGAGGUUGGAUUGAUAAAAUUUAUGUAAGUUCUCUUUUGCUCAAUUGGGAUGUUAUAAUGGGGUUUUGGAUGUUCCUUAUUUGAAUGGAAAAUGUAUCAGAAUUACCCACAUUGGGUGUAUGUAAAAUGAACGUUGUUUCAUGACUUGCGUUCUACACUCCUUUCCUGUAAUGUACACUGGUAUAAAAAUGUCAUGGUCAAAUGGCUAAAAAAAAUUCUGUUUUGAUACAUAAUUACGUGCAAAAAUAGCAGAUUCUAAAUCUUGGUUUUUGUGGUUAAAUUCUAGCAACUAGCAAGUAAGAAACCAGUUUCUGAGUUUUUAAAAUAAAUCAAAUGUAUAUUAAUUUGUUGUCACAACCUUGGAGAUUUAAGAUUUUAAGUCUUUAAAUCCUUGACUAAACCCAUUGUGUAAGCUGCCAACAUAAGUUUUGUUUAAAAACAGAAAUGUCCCUUUGCACUUUCUUCUGUUAAGGAAAUUGUGUUUUUUUUAUUGUACUUUUUGUGCCAGUGAAUUUGUUUGCUUCACUUGUACUAUAUAAAAGAAAACAUGUGAUGAUCUUAUCCAAGAAAAACAGUAUGGUCAAUAUAGGAAAUAUUCCAUUAAAUAGCUAGUUGUUUAUAUUUAAUUGAUCGAUCAUAAUUAUAAUAUUUUCACAGGCAUAAAAAUGACAAAAUUGAAAUGUUGGUUGGUUGUAUAGCAGAGCUUACAGGAGAAGAGGAAACCCAGCUUUUGAAGCCGGGAGAAAAUGAUUUCAGUGUCAUGUAUUCCUGCAGAAAAAAUUGUGCCCAGCUGUGGUUAGGCCCUGCAUCUUUUAUUAACCAUGACUGUCGGCCCAAUUGCAAAGUAAGAAUGAAUUUACGCUUCAGACUUUAACUCAUAAGUGCAACCAUUCAUUCAUCUUUAAGAGCUCAAUUAUGGAUUUAAAAAAAACAAUGUUUCUCUUCAGUGUAUCCCAUUACUACGUGCAUUAUGACUUCAUAUUCAAUUUUAUUCUUUAGCCAUUGUUACUCUUCACUUAACUGUUUGUUCAAGUUAUUUAUUUUAUAUAUAAAUAAAAAAAUCGACCCUGACAUUGAAAUUUUGUGUAAUUUAUCUCAAAAGUGUCACUAUGAAUAGAAAAAAAAUAAUAUAAUUUGUUUUGGAGAAAUAAGGUAUAUUAAUACAUGUUUUAUGACAUUUGUUUUCUAAAUUAUUGAAAAAGUAUUUGUUUAAAUUGUAUUUUUUUCACUCUUCAUCAACUAAUACGUAUUUUUUGCAACCUCUAAUACUAGUUUGUAUCUACUGGAAGAGACACUGCAUGUGUGAAGGUUUUGCGCGAUAUACAGCCAGAAGAAGAGAUUACUUGCUUCUAUGGUGAGGAUUUCUUUGGAGAUAACAACAGCUCUUGUGAAUGUGUUACAUGUGAAAGGUUAGUAAUAUUUGGUCACCAGUACUGUUUCUAAUGAUUAAAUUCAAUUGAAUGAGGCAGAUACUUUUUUUUUUGUUGCCAUACAAAAAUGUUAUUUAUUCAUUUAGUUUUAUUAAGGGGUCAUACAUAAAGGACGUCUGCAAAGAUAGUGGGGUUCGUAAAAAUGUGGACCACUGCGGACAAGGGGGAGUUAAGGAUCUUGCAGGCAUCCGCAAGCUAUCAUUUUUUGUAAUUAGUAAUAUGUUGCUUUAGGUCCACUCCGUGUAUUCCAUGUUAAAAGUUGUAAGUUGCGGACAUCCUCCCUGAAUUAUUUAUUUGAAAAACAAUUAUAAUCUAAACCCACCAAGAAGUUAGUACCAAGAAGUUAGUAAAAACUUCGUGAGGCCAACCACUUAAAUAUUUAUCAACAAAUUUAAACAAUAUGAGUUUGGGCUUUUUAAACAUUUUCUCUACUUCUCAGGUCUGAUUGAAAGAUUUUCUAUAAGACUUAAUUAGACGUUUAAAUCUAGUGAUUCAGCUCUUCAUAAUUGUUAUUAAACUUCCUGGCUUUUUUUCUGUAUAAACUUUAAAUGGGCAUUUUCCCCUGGUGAAAAAGAAUCUAGGAAAAUAAAACCAUUUUUAUGGAUCAGGACUAAGCUUUACCUUUUUUGAUUUUGUGUUCAAUGACAAAGUAUUAUUACUUUUUGGUGGCAAAAAAAACAUACAUCAAGGACAAAUUGUUAAUCCUCUAUUACUGUUCAUUAAAAUUGUGCUCCAACAAUGUAUUAUUAUAAUUAUUAUUACUGCCUGUCACAAUAACAAAGACUUAAAAUUAAUAAAAUACAUGAUAUUCUAUUAACAGGCGUCACAUGGGGGCUUUUAGACUCAAACAGCCUGUUAAUCUAUCAUCACAGAAGGGAUAUUGCUUUAGGGAUACAGAUGACAGGAUUAACAGACUCAAAGAUAAACCACCCGAAAGCCAGUCCAACUUUGCAGGGGUGGUUGUCACCCUUAGUGGUAAAUUAUAA